UGGCAUAUUUCCUUUCUCCCCAGGGUCUGUUUCCUCCUGUGAUGCCUUCCUGAGCUUGUUCCAGAGCCAUGGGCUGAAGCCAGAGGCCAUCUGUCCCUGUGCCACCUCUCCUGAGGCCAUGACCAUCGCCAUCCGCAGGCCUGGAGUCCCUGGGGCCCCUUUGCCAGGCAGAGCCAUCCUGUCCAUGAAUGGGCUGAGCUUCGGCGUCAUUCGGGUCAACACUGAAGAUAAGAACUCUGCUCUCACUGUCCAGGAUGUUGGCCAUGUGAUGCCAGGAGGCAUGAUGUGCAUAGUGAAACCUGAUGGGCCACCCCAGCUCUGCAAAACAGAUGAGAUUGGAGAGAUCUGUGUGAGCUCCAGAGCAGGAGGGAUGAUGUAUUAUGGGCUGGCAGGGGUGACAAAGAAUACUUUCGAGGUGAUCCCAGUGAACUCCUCUGGCUCUCCAGUGGGGGAAGUGCCCUUCGUCCGCUCGGGCCUGCUGGGAUUUGUGGGACCUGGCAGCCUGGUGUUCGUGGUGGGGAAGAUGGACGGGCUGCUGACCGUCAGCGGCCGCAGGCACAACGCCGACGACAUCGUGGCCACCGGCCUGGCCGUGGAGUCCAUCAAAACAGUUUACAGAGGAAGGAUCGCUGUGUUCUCCGUGUCUGUGUUCUACGACGAGAGGAUCGUGGUGGUGGCAGAGCAGAGACCAGAUGCCUCCGAGGAGGACAGUUUCCAGUGGAUGAGUCGGGUGCUGCAGGCCAUUGACAGCAUUCACCAAGUGGGUGUGUACUGCCUUGCUCUGGUGCCAGCCAACACAUUGCCAAAAACUCCACUGGGAGGGAUCCACAUCUCUCAAACCAAACAGCACUUUCUGGAGGGCUCUCUGCACCCCUGCAACAUCCUCAUGUGCCCUCACACCUGUGUGACAAACUUGCCAAAACCCAGGCAGAAACAGCCAGGCGUGGGCCCUGCCUCUGUGAUGGUGGGGAACCUGGUUGCUGGGAAGCGAAUCGCCCAGGCCUCCGGGAGAGAUCUGGGGCAACUAGAAGACAAUGAUUUAGUUAAAAAGCACCAGUUCCUGACAGAGGUGUUGCAGUGGAGAGCUCAAGCGACUCCUGACCACCCUCUCUUCCUUCUGCUCAAUGCCAAGGGAACCACUGUGUGCACAGCCACCUGCCUUCAGCUGCACAAAAAGGCCGAGAGAAUCGCAUCAGUGCUGUGUGACAAAGGACAUCUCAAUGCAGGAGACAAUGUGGUGCUUCUUUAUCCUCCUGGCAUUGAGCUGAUCACAGCCUUCUAUGGCUGCCUGUACGCUGGCUGUGUGCCCGUGACCGUGCGGCCACCCCACGCGCAGAGCCUCGUGGCCACCCUGCCCACCGUGCGCAUGAUCGUGGAG
Acanthisitta chloris (rifleman) is the source of this 1378-nucleotide messenger RNA. RefSeq names its product disco-interacting protein 2 homolog B-like. The annotation marks the transcript as partial. NCBI's taxonomy places the organism in Eukaryota, Metazoa, Chordata, Aves, Passeriformes, Acanthisittidae. The record is from RefSeq and is a predicted model, not a curated record. The transcript is spliced from 11 exons.